AUGUGGCUUGAUCGGCUCGCAGCGCAGUCGAACCCGUCCACCUCCACGUUGUCGCAACCUGGCAGCCGACCCUACUCCCCUCUCCCUCGACGAACAUCAAGCACUCCGUAUGUCACCUCGCAACGUUCCGGUCUCACACCGAGAGGGUCGCAACUCUCUCUCAUCUCCAAUGAUUCAUCGAGCUCGCUCCUCGCCUCUCGUAGAGUUAAUGGCUCCGGCUUAAAGCAAUCCCAGACCACCUACGAUGGGCCGGAUUCGGUCGAGAUCCUAGGCCAAAUCCUGGAAACGACCUCCAUCACCGACUCUGCUGCGAGUAGCACUACGGGAAUAAUCACCCAACAGGAUUUCGAAUUGGAUUUCGACUUCGGCGGGCUGAGUCUUCGAGAGCUUGCUAGCUCCAACCAGGCUGGCACGCACGAGACGGAUAGCCACCGGCGGCAAACUGCAGAGGAGUUCGAAACCAGCAAAGCCCAAUUCGAGGACCUGCAUCGAUCUAUUGCGGCAUGCGACGGCGUCCUUAGUUCGGUGGAAACCAACCUUACGAGUUUCCGUAACGAUCUCGCGGCCGUCUCUGCUGACAUAGAGAGCCUACAGUCGCGCUCCACGGCGCUCAAUGUGCGGUUGGACAACCGCAAGGCGGUUGAGAAGGCGUUCGGGCCGGUCGUCGAGGAACUGAGCGUCUCUCCCCAAGUGGUAUCCAAGAUAUCCGAGGGGCAUAUUGACGACACCUGGGUCAAGAUGCUGGCAGAAGUAGACAAGCGAGCUACGACUUACAAGAAGAACGUUGUGAACCAGGGGGACAGCAAAGCCUGGUCAGACCUUGGCCCGUUGUUGGACAAACUGACAAUGAAGGCUGUCGAGCGAAUACGGGACUUUAUAGUGGCUCAAAUCAAGGCCAUGCGGUCCCCUCACAUCAACGCGCAAAUCAUUCAGCAGCAGAAUUUUUUGAAGUUCAAAGAGUUAUACGCCUUCUUGCAUAAGCACCACUCCACGCUCGCAGAAGAGAUCAGCCUGGCAUACAUGAACACAAUGCGGUGGUACUACGCAAACCAGUUCACGCGGUAUCAGAAAGCAUUGGAAAGGCUCAAGCUACACGUUAUUGAUAAGAACGACGUUCUUGGGCAUGAGGAACCGACUCGGAGGGCUACGGUUCUGUCCGCCGCAAAACCUGCUGGGCCGCCGCAUGAUGCCUUCAACCUGGGCCGACGUAUCGACCUCUUGAAAACAAGCAACGCGGCUGCCCUAUCGUCUUACCUGGCCGAGGAAGACCCGGCCACGCAUUAUCUGGAGGUUCCCUUCAGGAACUUCAACUUGGCCUUGAUAGACAACGCUACUGCGGAGUAUACUUUCCUAGCCGCAUAUUUCUCGCCUCCACUGUCAUUGCAGGCAGUCUCGCGGCAGUUCAAUUACAUAUUCGAGCCAACAUUUGCGCUGGGCAAGACACUGACCAAGACACUUACUGCCGAGUCGUACGAUGCGCUAGGCUUACUGCUGUGCAUCCGACUCAACCAGCAUCUGGCAUUUGAGUUGCAGAGGCGCAAAGUCCCCGCCGUCGACGGUUACAUCAACAUGACUACCAUGCUUCUGUGGCCGAGAUUGCAGGUGGUGAUGGAUCACCAUUGCGAGUCGGUGCGGCAGCUAACUAAUUCCUUGCCCACCAAACCCAGGGCCGCGGACCAGAACAAGCUGUCGGCGGCGCCUCACCUCGUCACACAGAGGUUCGGUCAGAUCCUGCAGGGCAUUUUGGCGCUCAGCACCGAGGCGGGGGACGACGAGCCCGUUGUCACCAGCUUGCGUCGCCUGCGGUCCGAGGCGGAGGCCUUCUUGACGCGCCUCAGCCAGUCGUUUGGCGAUAAGCGGAAGCGCGAACGGUUCCUGUACAACAAUUAUUCUCUGGUUUCUACCAUCAUUAGCGAUGUCGGCGGCAAACUGGCUGUGGAGCAGCAAGAGCAUUUCGAGGAGCUCAAGGAGGCGUUCCAGGAGGGUGCCUGA
Messenger RNA from Colletotrichum graminicola M1.001, 1992 nucleotides. Its product is annotated as Vps52/Sac2 family protein. Gene Ontology annotation, molecular function: syntaxin binding. The record is from RefSeq and is a predicted model, not a curated record. Bases 1 to 1992 code for a protein of 663 amino acids. Gene Ontology annotation, cellular component: GARP complex. The transcript has 2 exons. Lineage: Eukaryota; Fungi; Ascomycota; Sordariomycetes; Glomerellales; Glomerellaceae. Gene Ontology annotation, biological process: Golgi to vacuole transport; endocytic recycling; retrograde transport, endosome to Golgi.